AUGCCGGAUUAUCAAAAUGGCAGGCAGUGGCCUAGCAAAUCUCCCAAGCACAGCACAACCCAGCAGACCUCGCCCUUUGCGUCCUUGAGCGGCGUCCAGUGCGCCGCAAAGAUUUCGUCUCCCCUAAACGCCGCGCUCCUCCUCGUUUGGAGUCGCACCUGGAUGCUGAUGGCGCUCCCCGCCCGCAGCGCGGCGCGGACCCUGCCCUUGUACGCCACGGGGGCCGGCAAGGUGGCGCCGGCCCCGGAAGCGGAAGAUGUCGGUCCCCGCCAGCUCGCCUACAUUGUUGGCCGGGUGCAGCAUGGACAGUAUGCCGCCGCUGUGGAAGCGGAUCUUGAAGGUUGCGUCGACGACGAUGUACUGCAGGUGGUGUGA
Pyricularia grisea is the source of this 375-nucleotide messenger RNA. RefSeq lists its product as uncharacterized. The record is from RefSeq and is a predicted model, not a curated record. NCBI's taxonomy places the organism in Eukaryota, Fungi, Ascomycota, Sordariomycetes, Magnaporthales, Pyriculariaceae. The coding region runs from base 1 to 375 and encodes 124 amino acids. The transcript has 3 exons.